UCUCACCCCCUUUCAUGCCCAUACAUACCCCAGAUGUUGAUGCCAAGCUGAUCCUGCUGCUUUCCAAGGGAAGUGUGUCUCCUUUCCAAGCCUUGUCCAGCAGCCUCCUCCACCUCACUGGGGCUCCUGGGCUUGUUCUCCCCUUGCUGCUGCUGAGGCUGUGGAGGGGAAUUAGGGUUCCCAUCACUCCCCCACCCAAAAACUGCAUCCCUCCCUCCAGGAUGAUGGCAUGUGGAUUGUGAAAAGCCUAGAAAAAGGUACCUGGAUGUCUGUAACUCUUUGUUUCUGUUGUCUCAUACUGUCCUAAUCCAAAUUGUCCAAAUUAUUAUUACUCUAACAAUAUUGCUAUUUUUAUAACCAUUUUAUUAUCAUUAAGCUUUUAAAAUUUAAAAAAACCCCAAGUGAUUGGCAUUUUUCACAUGGAUGCUGGAACUGGGCUCCUCAGGUGAGCAUUGAGGAGUAUGAGGGCCCCACCUGGCCCUCCAGCUGGGUGGACAAACCUCCAGGGCAUUCCUGUAUUUUAGUGCCCAUUUUCUUUGUUGUCUCCACGUUGCCUCCAUGCAGACAAAGCACCCUGUUGAGGCUGAUUUCCGCCCCUGCUAGAAAUGAGAAGUGCUGGAGGAGAGGAGGAGGGCACAGAGGCUGCACCGACAUGUCCCAUCACUGCCUGCUCACAGCAGAAAACCCUUUCACCUGCCAGGAGCUAUCACUGGACAAGGCAACACUGGAUGGUUUUUGACCCUGAAAAUGAACUUUAGGAGGAUUUUCCUAGUCAAGUGCUUGCUGCUUUUAUUUCCCAGUGUAAAAUGCUCCAGCACCAGCUGGAUUUACAAGGCAGUGAACGAGACAGCUCUUCUCAGCAUUGCUGCUCCUGGGAGCAUCUACGAGGCCACAUGGAAGAAAGGGACACAAAGGCUGGUUCAGAUCAGAGACAACAGAGCCAAGCACUUUGUGAACAAGGAGCAGUGCAGGUGUGCCAUACUCCGCAAUGCGACCCUGGAAAUCCAGCGCCUGCAGAAGGAGGACAGUGGGAACUACACGGUGCAGGCUUAUCAGAAGGAUGGACAGCUGAAGGCAGAAGAAAGUAUCAUGUUAUUAGUUCAGGAACCUGUCCCUCAGCCAAUCCUCAUGGCUGAAUGCAGGAAUAAAAGUGUGUCUGUCAAGUGUGAAGCAAAAGGGAAGGCCAAGGAUGAAGUAUUUUUAAUAGAACUGACGCAACCCAAUGGCAAAAAAAUCCAAAAGAACGCAACAGUACUGGAAUGGCACGGGUGGAAUUCUGGGACGUUCCGAUGCGUUGUUAAGAACAAAGUCAGUGAAAAAAUGGCUGAAAAGGCAAUUAACUGCUCAGGCAAGAUGGACUUUUAUCGCAUCUUGAGCAUAGCAGGAGGUGCAGUCUUCUUUGUCAUCUUUGUGAUUUGCAUUAUUUAUUGUAUCAGAAGGAGGAAAAAGAAAAGGAAUGAAAUUUAUGGGGAGGAGCGAGCGAUGCAGACCCUGCCCGUGUACCAUGAGAUGGAGACGAUGCGGGAGCUGCCCCAGGCUCCGUCCAAGCCCACCCCGAGGCAGCAGCGAGUGCAGCAGCGGCCGCUGCCCCCGCAGCCCCAGGAGCCACCGCAGCCCCGGCCCCAGCCUCGGCCCCGCACCCAGGCACGGACCCCAAACCCCCCCAGACACAGGCCCUGAGCACACAGCCUGGCAUGUAGCAGGCCCAGAGCCUGCAAGACUUCCCUGGUGUUCAGCAGCCUAAGAUGGGAAAUGCCAGCUCAUGGUGACUGGACUGGAAGCCCCUCUCUUCUGCCUUUGGACCCCUGCUUAUCUCUCUGUAAGACUACAGAUCACUUUCCUUUAACCCUUGCUAUUGGACAAUUUCCAAAACCCCUGAACCCUACAUAAAGAGCUGCUUUUGCCCAGAUUGGCAGAAGAAAACCUGGAAACCUUCACAGAAGAACCUUCUGUCACUGGGAACCUUCGCAGAUGAAUUAAUAAAGACAUUGCUGUGGAACCCCACACAGAUUUCCAGAUUUCUCCUCUCUUUCCCUGCAUCUGCCUGCCUAGGCACCUAGUAAGAUAAGAGCUGAUAUCACAAUGAGCUGAUCAUCACUAAAGAGCUGAUAUCACAACCUUGCUAAGGUUGCCUGCAGCUAAGAACUGCUUGGACAGCUGUGCUGAACAGGUCAGAGCUAUCUGGACCCUGUUGUAGCCUGCUGGGGACAGCCUGAAUCCCAGAAAAGACCACAUUUCUGGCAGGAGGGUUGUUGGUCUCUCUGCUCCACCACACUCUGGGAAAAGAAAGUUUGUGACAGCCAGGAGCUCCUCCUGCUCAGCCCUGUGAAACACUCAGCUGUGAAAAGGCAGCUUUCCUUGCAGAGAAUCAGCAUCAAAUGGAGACCAGGAGACUCAAGAUGAUGGGCAUUCAUCCCUGUGGCCAUUUUUUCAUCAUGUUAGGAUACAGAUAUGGAGCACUGAAACCUGUGUCUUUCUGUGGUUUGCUUGCUUUUACUGCACCUUCUUGUUUUCUUGGAUGAUAUUCACCAAGAAGAAGCUAAAGCUCUACUUGGACAAAACAGACCUAUGGAUCUUACAGGGUUCCAUCUCCUGCUACACAUUAGGACAGCUCUCUGGCUUCAGCAUCAAAUACAUGGACUCCUGGACCAAAAAUGAGUUGUAUAUAAUUAAAUAUUUGACUGAAGUUGAAAGGAUUUGUGUUGUACAAUGUAGAGAAGAAAGUAUUGAAAGGACCUUGAAGGACCUCUGUUGGAAAAACACAAAUGGGAAAGGAAGAACUUCUCCCUUUUCUCCCUUUCUUCACUGUGUUUAGAAAAGAAACUGUAGACUUGAAUUGCAGCAAGGGAGAGUUAGGUCAGUAUUUUAUUUUUCUUUUUAAUGAAACACUGAGAGAGAUUUCUGAGAGAGGUUCUCCAGCACCGGGGUUUCAAAGGGUGGAUGAGACUACAUUCUGUGAAGCCUUUGUGUUCUGACAAGGGCCAGGAGAAUGCGCUACACAGCCUCUUCAGGGACAGUUUCAACUCAGUUUUCUUUGACUUUUAGGCAAAUAAAACAAACCUUUAUUCUCAUAAUAAGUCUGUGGGGCUAUCCAGACAAUUUUUGUUUUGCCUAGAAGAGGUCUGGUCUCCUUUGGCUCAUGAAACAGAGCAUUAUAAACUGCCCACCAGUAGGAUUGCUGAUGGCACUGUCUGAAUUGUCAGGGAUUCACAUCCCAGGGACUGUGUUUCUUGAUUUUGCUGGCAACACCUCAGGUAUAACGAGGGGAUGAUGGAGAGCUGCUGAGAGAUCUGCAUCCCCAAGGGAGAAGCUGGACUGCAAAAAGUGCACCUGCAUUACCUUCCAUGUGGAGGUGUCCAUAGCUGCCUCUCAGGACAGCUGAGGAGCUGAGAGCACAGGCCUGUUUUAGAGCAGUGUCUGCAUGGAUACACUGACCAAUUUAGGGUAAAAAGCAAGGCAAAUGAAGGAGGAGAGAGCUACAAGAACCACAGAACACAAGACACCCAGCCAGCUAGCUGAUGUGUCAGGCAGAAGAACACCCAAUGCCUCUUCCAGCCUGGCCCAUACCACAUGUGCCAGGGCAGAUAAAACAGCCAUGCUUGUUUCUCCUGAGAAAUAUGACUAUUUUUAUCUUCUGGGGCAAGGAGGCAACUUGUCAGGAAAAGGAAGCUUCUGCCUCCUCCAGAGCUCAGUCACUUCACUUGAACUCUGACAGCAGGAAUAGCCCUGGGAGUGCCACUUGCUCUCUUGCCUUAGCUUUCUGCAGCUGAUUCUUGGGCUUUUGCUAUUUAAAAUUGCAUUUGGUAAGUGUUUCAUGGUUUAUUUUGUAACAUACCAUAUGUUAUAUCCCUGAACUGAACAAAUAAAGAGAAGACUGGGUGCAGAG
Melospiza melodia melodia is the source of this 3886-nucleotide messenger RNA. Its product is annotated as T-cell surface antigen CD2-like. NCBI's taxonomy places the organism in Eukaryota, Metazoa, Chordata, Aves, Passeriformes, Passerellidae. The record is from RefSeq and is a predicted model, not a curated record. Bases 748 to 1680 code for a protein of 310 amino acids. The transcript has 5 exons.